Ipomoea triloba (trilobed morning glory) is the source of this 2709-nucleotide messenger RNA. RefSeq names its product telomere repeat-binding protein 4-like. The record is from RefSeq and is a predicted model, not a curated record. The transcript has 11 exons. The coding region runs from base 345 to 2375 and encodes 676 amino acids. Gene Ontology annotation, molecular function: protein binding. Lineage: Eukaryota; Viridiplantae; Streptophyta; Magnoliopsida; Solanales; Convolvulaceae.
ACGAAAGCUGCAUCAGCGAUAGAGGGAGAGAGAGAGAGAAAGAGAGAGAAAGGGGUUUAAGCACUGUUUGGUUGUUUGUUUUUCACCCCAGCUCGGAGGUUUUCAAUUCCUGUCCACAACUUCUUCACUUGGAUCAAAUUAUAUAUACAAAAAAUGUUCAUUCUUUCAUUCUUACCACACUGAAUCUGUACAGUUUUUUCUUCACCUCAGGUUGUGUUGUUGGAAUUGGAGUCUGGUUUCUGCUUUGCAUGUUCUAAAGUUCUAAGCUUGAAGCCUUCAAUGGAGAUCAAAUUACCAUAAUUUCACUGCACAUAGUUAUCUGUUCUUGUUAUGCUGGUUAAGAGAUGGUGCUGAAGAAGAGAUUGGAGUAUGGUUUUGGUGGGUUUCAGAUUCCCUGUGUGCCUAGAGGUCCCAGAUCAGUUCGAAGGAGACACCCCCUCAAAAGUUUGGAGGAUAAUCAAAUUUGUGCAUUUGAAUUGUUGGCCACUGUGGCUGGGAAGCUUUUGCAGGAGAGUGAAAGCUCUGCUUCUAGUAAUGCUGCAGAUGUGAAAGAUGAGGAGAAAGGUAUUGUUAAGCAAGAGAAGAUUGAAGCAGGGAAAUAUGUGAAUAAAUCUGAGUGCCUUGAUCAGGGAAGCUCGGUGGAGAGCGGUUUUGUAUCUGAUCCCCUCGUUGAAGGGCAAAAAAUCGAUGAUGGUUUUGGUGGAUCUUUGUAUCCGAAAGAUUGUUCGUUCCAGGAACAGACUUCUACGGUUUUGGAGUCUGAUUUCUCGAAGGCGUUUUGUGGUGUGAAGUUGGAGAACAGUAGGAAUGUUGUUGCAGAUGGGGAUUUGGAUAAUGGAGUACGAGGUGAACCCGAUGGGGAUUGCACUGUAAAGGAUAUAGAAGAAGACUUAACCGUAGCUAACGAUUGCACUGUAAAGGAUCCAAUGGAGAAUUAUGUGAAUGAUAACACCCUCCACCUCGUUAACUCAGAGAGUAGUGUACAUUUUCCGCUGUACAGGGAACGUUUUCCUCGUGUUUCUUUUGCAAAGCACAGGAACGAUGUAAAGUUAGGUGUUAGAGAUGAUGGCGAAAAUUCUUACGGGUGCUAUAAACACAGCACCAAGAUUAAGCCCUUCAGGUCACAAUCCCGCAUUGGGUACAAACGAAUCAGGAAAAUGCUGACAUCCAGACACCGAAAGACAGCUCUUGGGUUGAAGGAAUGCGAGUUUUCUGACACUUAUGAAGCGGUGAAGCAUUCAUAUCGUAGUAGGAAAAUCUUUCAUGCCCGAGAAAGAUGUCACCUCGAAACUUCCUCGAAGAGGAGGAAGUUGUGUAACCGUAGCUUUGCUAUUGCGUAUGAUCAGGAGGCUAGUAGUGAAAGCAUUUCUAAUUUGCCCGACAAGAGAAUUAACGGAGACAAUAGUAGCUCGACCGUGAUUACACAUAGAGGAAACGAGGCUUCCGCUUUCGUUAAGAGCCACCAAAAGUCUAAAGACCCUAAUUUAAAAUUUAGCAUCAAGUCUUUCAAGGUGCCCGAGCUUUACAUUGAGGUUCCCGAAACUGCAACAGUUGGAUCAUUGAAGAGAACAGUCAUGGAGGCUGUUACAGCCAUAGUAGCGGGUGGUUUACGGGUAGGAGUUGUUCUCCAAGGAAAGAAGGUAAGAGACGAUAAUAGAACUCUAAAGCAAGCCGGUAUAUCUCACAAUGGAAACAUCAAUGCAUUGGGUUUUACGUUGGAGCCUAAUUUAAGCCAAGUUUCUCUUAUUUCGACCCCGAAAGAUGCUCCUUCUUCCUUACGUGCUGCUGUGGAAACAGAAGUUUCCGGGAGUCCAGCCAGUCCUAACUUGGAUUUGGCGCUUUCCACUAUUCCAUCUGAUCCCUCACCCGGGAUUAUUAUGGAUAAACACGUCGAGGGCAACCGUGAGUUGGUACCAUUGUUCGAGAAUCCUACCGUUCCCUCGACUAAAGUAUGUGAUCCGGACACCAAAGCUUUGGUGCCAGUUCCACCAUCUAAUCCCGAGGCACUUGCUAUUGUUCCUCUGAAUCGGAAAAGUAAGGGCACUGAACUUUCACAACGUAGGACCCGAAGACCGUUUUCUGUUGCAGAAGUUGAUGCACUGGUUGGAGCAGUAGAGCAACUCGGAACAGGAAGGUGGCGUGAUGUUAAAAUGCGUGCUUUUGAGAAUGCAGAUCAUCGCACAUACGUUGACUUGAAGGAUAAAUGGAAGACGUUGGUUCACACUGCGAGCAUCGCCCCCCAGCAAAGGCGGGGAGAGCCUGUACCGCAGGAGCUUCUGAACCGGGUCUUAGCUGCCCACUCGUACUGGUCCCAACAUCAGGCCAAGCAACAUGGGAAGAGCCACGCUGCUUUGCCUCUGAGGACCGAGGUUUGAACAGGUUGUCCCAUGAUUCCUAAGACGUGUAUAAAGUUAUAUCGUAGUGCAUAUAACGUAAGAAUGUAGAGAUUGAGAUUGAAGGGUCGUUUAUAUAUCUCGUCGUUUAGCUUUCUCAGGCUCUCACUGAUUCAUCGCGCAGUCUUCCUCCAUGAUUCGGGGAGGCUGGCGACUGUAAAUUGAUUCAAGAAAUUAAACAUUGUAGUCUAGGGUGCCACUCUCUAUUGAUUCUAUUUUUUUUUUUUUUUUUUUCUGGAAUUGGUAAUGUAUUAUGUACAUUAAUCUCUUUUAUUGUACAAUCACAUUUGAAAUAAAUGUUCAUUGCAUUCCUGAA